Leopardus geoffroyi (Geoffroy's cat) is the source of this 3002-nucleotide messenger RNA. It is a transcript of the gene MIEF2, whose product is annotated as mitochondrial elongation factor 2. The coding region runs from base 953 to 2416 and encodes 487 amino acids. Gene Ontology annotation, biological process: positive regulation of mitochondrial fission; mitochondrion organization. The record is from RefSeq and is a predicted model, not a curated record. The transcript has 5 exons. Gene Ontology annotation, cellular component: mitochondrial outer membrane. NCBI's taxonomy places the organism in Eukaryota, Metazoa, Chordata, Mammalia, Carnivora, Felidae.
GAGCCCUCCGAUUGGAGGCAGGGCUUGCUUGUCUGCAAGCGUUGGAGGUCAGCGGCAGUCCCCGGGGCCUCGGUGUUCGGUCCCCGGGUCCUCCAAGUUCCAUUCCCAGGCGGGUCCGGGCUCAGGGGCCCGAGCAGACUCGCUGUGUCCUCCGGUCGCUGUGCUGAAGCCGCGACGCACGUACAGCCGGAGUGUGACGGGGCGGCCCCGGUCACCCAGUCCCGGGCGUGGAGCGUGCGUCGGACGCAGGUCGGGGGCGUGGUCUCCGCCGGGGCCCCUGGUCAAGGACCGGGAACGAGGGAAGGGCUUUGGGCCCCAGGCUGGGGUUCGAAUGUCGACUCCGCCCCAUCACGUCUAGCGUACCGCUCAGCAUUUCUCAGGGUCUGGGUGCCAUCCCGGUGAAAGGGGCCCUGGCAGGCCCACUAGGGUCUGCUGCGCGGCCCGCUCAGCCCCUGCCCUGGGUAGCAGGUGUGGCGGAGGAAGGGCAAGACGGGAGGCAUCUCAGAGCGCUGUGGGGCCCGGAAGCCCAGAGUCCGGUUAUUUUUAACCACCUGCGCCCCCUCCCCCUUCGGGGAGUUGGAAUGCUUCUGUCUGGGGCCUGUGCGACCCCGCCAAGGAUUGCUCCGAGUCCACUUUAGAUAGGAGGUAUUUAAAGCGCUUUACAGUUUGUGAGUUGAUUCUUGGUUCCUCUGGAAACGGGUGACAAUAUUGAUCACCGAUAAGGAGACUAAAAAUGGCUUCAGGGCCUUGGUGGGUCAUCACCCUAGCCUUUGACCAACCCAGGCCCCAGAGCCCUCUCGUCCUAUUUUUAGUCUGGCCAAACUGGGGGAGGUGUUGGGGCUGAGUCUCGCAGUGAUUCAGGCUUUAGCUGCUCUAGGCAUCUGGUCACCUGGCAACUGAGCCGUGGGCACCCACAGCUGAGCAGGGAGGGCAGAAGUCCUUGGUGCCCAAGAUGGCUCUGGGCCCAUGGUCAUCUGCUCAGGCAUCUGCACAGAAGACGGUUCUGCCUGGUCAGGUACUGCCUGGCAGACAGACCAUGGCAGAGUUCUCCCAGAAACGGGGGAGGCAGCGUGACGAGGUCCUGGGCAGCACUGUGGAUUUCCUCCUGGCCAAUGCCCGCCUGGUGCUGGGCGUUGGUGGGGCCGCCGUGCUGGGAAUUGCUACCUUGGCUGUGAAGCGGCUCAUCGACAGGGCCACCAGCCCUCGAGACGAGGAUGAUGCCAAAGGGGACACCACAUGCCUGGAGGAGAGCUGGAAGGAACUGACCCUACUCAAGACCACGCCACGCCUGCAGCCCCAGACCCCACCUGCUGCCCUCAGCCAGCCAGCAUCGCUCCCCGCCCCCUUGCCAUCUGCCCCCGAGGGGCCCUCAGACACCGAGCCUCAGCCGUUGCCUCAGCCGAGCUCCCCAGCACCGCUGUGCCUGACGUUUCAGGAGAAGCUGCUGGUGUUCGAGCGGGACCACGUGACCAUCCCAGAGGCCCACGUGGCUCUGGCCAAGCAGCUGGCCGGUGACAUCGCCCUUGAGCUGCAGGCCUACUUGCGGAACAAAUUCCCAGAACUGCCCUUCGGGGCCCUUGUGCCCGGCGGGCCGCUCUAUGACGGGCUCCAGGGGGGGGCCGCCAGCCGCGUGCGCCUUCUGGUUCCCCUGGUGCUGGAGGUGGGCCUGUGGGGCCUGGUGCCCGGCGUGGACACCGUGGCCAGGGACCCUCGCUGCUGGGCCGUGCGCAGGACUCAGCUUGAGUUCCGUCCCCGCGGGAGCAGCCCCUGGGACCGCUUCCUGGUGGGCGGCUACCUCUCUUCCCGGGUCCUGCUGGAGCUGCUCCGCAAGGCCCUGGCCUCCUCCGUCAACUGGCCGGCCAUCGGCGGCCUCCUCGGGUGCCUGAUCCGGCCCAGCGUGGCCUCGGAGGAGCUGCUGCUCGACGUGCAGCACGAGCACCUCGAGCUCACCGUCGCCGUGCUCCUGGCGGUCACCGGUGCCGACGCCGAAGACCGCCUCCUUCUGGCCUGGCCCCUGGAGGGGCUGGCCGGGAACCUCUGGCUGCAGGACCUGUACCCUGCAGAGGCCGCCAGGCUGCGGGCCCUGGACGAGCGUGAUGCCGGGACCCGCCGACGGCUGCUGCGGCUGCUGUGCGGGGUCUGCCGCGGCCACCCGGCCCUGGGGCGGCUGGACCGCUGCCAUCUGACCCAGGUGGUUCUGCGCCUGGGGGAGGAGGAGGUGGACUGGGCCGAGGCGGCCCUGGGGGAGCGCUUCCUGCAGGCCCUGGAGUCGCUCAUCGACAGCCUGGAGCGGGCCAGCCUGCCCUGCCACUUCAACCCCGGCGUGAACCUCUUGAGCGGCCUGCGUGAGGAGGAGAUUGACGACAUCGGCUUCGCGCUCUACAGCGGCCUGCAGGCCCCCGAGUGUCUGCUCUAGAUGGGUGGGGAAGGGCGGCCGGCACUCGUGCUGAUGCUGGGGUCGGAGUCACCUGGUACCCCCGGAUUGCAGCUUUGGGGCUGAUUUAAAGGCCGCGUCUCCCGAUGUCACCUGCGUGUCUAGUUGGCUUGUCGAGCUCUCCCCUCUAGCCUGGAACAGGAGCUCAGUCUGGCGUGCUGCCCACCUCGUACCUCAGGGGAAGGCCCCUCUCCCUCCAACCGGGCCAUUUUUCUCUUUGGGCAGAGAGGCCCCUGGGAGAGCCCCCUUCCGCUGCUGGGGGAGCCAAGGUUCCCUGUGCUGCCCACCUUGCCUAGAGGCAGGGCUGUCUGACUAGCUGCUGCUGGGUCUGGCCGGAGAGCGGAGGCCGUGCCUUCCCAGGGAGGCCAGCUGAGCGGGCCUGACCUCCACAGUGCCAACCUGAACUGCUCCCCGCUGACGCCUGUGUCCUCACUGAAGCCUGGCAGAGGUGGGGAGGGAGGGCCGCCCCACCUCCCAGGCAUCCGUCCCGUCUUUGGUAUCCUUCUUGCUGAAGCAAAGCUAUGCCUCAAAGAAUGUGAAUGAGAAUAAAAGGAAAAAUUCAAACGUC